CAGUCGCGACCGAGUGACGAUGGGUCCAAUUCACUUGAACUCACACAGGUGUGAAUUGAAAAUGCAAUGCAAAUCAUGUCAGAAUAAACGAGUGUGUGUCAAUUAUUGUACCGCCAGUUGUCAUAACAUAUCAUCCUGUUAUGUUGGGUCGGAGAAGUUAUGCCGCUUGAGUGACAUGAAACAUUUAUGAACAAAUAUACGGCAUGAAGGAAUUAUCGGAGCAUGCAUAUCGUUUGACCACAACAUAGCCAGAUGGCUACAGUAGUUAGAGCCGAUGUCGAAUCGAAUCUGCCUGUUCGCCGUUCUUUUGAGCUGUUCUUUGAAAGCAAUUCUAGGAGAGAAAAGCACUGCUUGCAGCCAAAGAACAGUUGAUAAUCAUUGCUGUCGAUUUCCGUUCUAUUAUAAAGGAAUACGAUACAGGAGUUGUACGUACCACGGUGAUAUUCAUAAUCGAUUUUGGUGCGCCACAGAAGACUUCAAAUACAGUAGAAAUGUAUCCACCAGCUGGGGAUAUUGCAAAUUAACAGAUUCUCAGUGUUUUGUAAAAACUACAGAUGGAGACUGCUGCAUUUUUCCGUUUAAGUAUCGUGGAAAGGAGUACGAAAACUGUGCCGCUACAGAGGAUAAUCCAGAAGGUCUUUACUGGUGCGCGACAAAGUCAGAGUUUGAUGGAAGCGUGAACGGAUCGGGCUGGGGUUACUGCGCAGGGACAAAAUGCUUCUCUUGUCAAAGUACCAUUUCUUGGGACCACUGUAACACGCACAAGGUAGAAAAGACAUGUCCAUUCAGAUUUGAACACUGUGCUACGUUCAACAAAGAAGAAACGCACGACUCUGAAAAAAAUUCCAACCAAGCCAAUAACACAACCAAGAUAUUUGCAAAAGAUUGCGCUUUGGGCAGCGAGUGUUCUAAACCAGGUUCUCAUUGUAAUGAACAAAGCAGCAUUACUGAAUCAUGUUCAUAUGGAUGUUGCCAUGGACACCUGUGUAACGGUGGAACACACUCGACGACAAGCCCGCACGGGAGUUUGGCUUUCCUUUUUUCGAUCGUGUUAGCCAUUAUUUUUUCCUCGCGGACGAGUGAAGCGAGACGGAAACGCAAGAAUUGCGAAAGUGGGAAACAAGCAUUACUUCAAUCAUAGUUAGCAAGUUGUCGCUCUGUCCGUGUAUUAGUCAAGUCGUCUCCAGGUCACCUAAGAUGAUUCCCGGAUGAGUUCUUAUUUAUUAAUUCUCCAUUUAUAUCAGCACUCGAGAAUGAAACGACUUCGAGAAUAUCCGCCCCCUCCCCCCACGCCCCAAUAGGAUGCUAGUCCAUCACAGGCCUCCUUCUCUCGGCACCUAAUUUGCUGAUGCUUAUUUAUUCCCGUAGAUAAAGAGAGGAAACGUGGGAGAAAAGUGUGCUGCCUAAGAAAGCAAGGAUACGAGCUGUUUUUAAGUCUUUAUUGUUGAUAGAGUGUUACACAGACUGAACGUUAAAAUGAUUUAACUACAAAUGAACGGUAUACGUGAAAUUACAACAAAUAGAUAUCAUCCAGAGGUACUUUGUUACCUCACCAUCUAAUGCAUGCUUCUCGUAUUAAGGAACACAAUAAAUCUUGUCUGAACGUACUGGAAUCUCGUGACAGUGCGAUUUUGUCUUACUGAUUCAAUUGCAGUGUAAUACAGUAAUCCUUGUCAGGGUUUGGCUACGAAUGUCCUGACUAUGAAGUUCUACGAAAGCACUUCAUAACCGAUGAAACACAGCCCAGAAAGCCAGAGUAAUGACGACCAAGUUGAGCCAGCAUUACACAGGUCAUCUGAACAACAGGUGACAUCACAAUCCCCAGUCCUCGCCUCUUUGGCUUGUUUGCAAUUAUUCCUUGCAGUUUCACACAUCAUGUUAUUGGCGCAGUCUCUUGCAAUCUGAAAGAAAAUAUUUACAGAAAUAAACGGAGAAGGAAAGGGGGAGGCGAAAAACACGACGGAUAAGGGAAAACUUUUCCGUACCCCACCUCACCAGCUGCCUUUCUCCUCCUUUCCCUGCCCGCCACGCCUGUUAUGCAGGCUACAGUCGCAGCCAGUACACAACUGACUAUUCCACUGCUGGGUUAUUUUCUGUCUGAGAGCCUCGAUAAACAACUGCCAAUCUAAUUCUCAGAAUUCGCAUUAUCCUCAUCCACACAAGUUUCCGGUAGCCUCACCAAUCAUCUUGGAAAUAAACGAGGUUCACUUGUAGUGGAGCUCUUAUUUACACCUCCCUAGCUCGUGCUGACAAAUGCAAUAGCUAGUAAGAAUUUACAUCAGACGCUGAUUUUUCUCCCUUUAAAAUCACUGAGAGUAGAACUCAGGAAAUCACUGACCAGCUCGGGGAUAUCAUCUCGAUAAACUCGGUUCCAAAUACUUUGAAUUGACAUUGAAGAUGGGUCAUUUCGUUUUUGGGAAAUUAAUGCAUACAAGCUUGGAUAAUAACGAUAAAGAACCUUACAGGCCAGUAGUCCCGAGUUCAAGGUCCUCCACCCGAGUACAACUCCACGGGUACUGGCUGUCAACCUGUUCGGAGUGGCCUGCGUGAAAACAAGCUUUAAGCUUAGCCUUUUAACAGGCCGCUCACUUCACUCAAGCCCAGUUCGUUCUCGGCUCUUUCUGCAGCGGUCAGACCCUUCCAGCCGGAGCCUUUUCACAAGCUACUUUGAGCUAACAUGAAAGUUGUAAUCAUACAUUGAUAUUUUACAUUAAUACAGAACAACAUAAUUAAUACCUAAAAUCUUAAAAGUUGUUGUCACUGACUUAAAAAUCUUAAAAUAGACGUUUCGGCUA
This is a messenger RNA of Orbicella faveolata, 2795 nucleotides long. RefSeq lists its product as uncharacterized. Gene Ontology annotation, cellular component: cell surface. The record is from RefSeq and is a predicted model, not a curated record. Lineage: Eukaryota; Metazoa; Cnidaria; Anthozoa; Scleractinia; Merulinidae. Gene Ontology annotation, molecular function: heparin binding.